Molecule: messenger RNA, 3021 nt
Organism: Nerophis ophidion (straightnose pipefish)
Lineage: Eukaryota; Metazoa; Chordata; Actinopteri; Syngnathiformes; Syngnathidae
Product: oocyte zinc finger protein XlCOF8.4-like
Exons: 3
Coding region: 317-1753 (478 amino acids)
Biological process (GO): regulation of transcription by RNA polymerase II; central nervous system development
Cellular component (GO): nucleus
Molecular function (GO): DNA-binding transcription factor activity, RNA polymerase II-specific; RNA polymerase II cis-regulatory region sequence-specific DNA binding
Source: RefSeq, a predicted model, not a curated record
AAACACGGCGAGGAUAAAGCAAGAUGGCGUCUGACGGUGAAGACGUUAUUGCAGUCGUCACAGUUCAGUGUUCUUAAUCUGUGCCUCCAUGUACACAUAUAUGUCCUUUAUUACACUCUAGUAAAUAGAGUAAACAUCGUUAAUAACUGUUUGCAUCCGGUUAUAUUAGUCUGAGCGCACUUUGAUGCUUCUCGAGCUAGCUUAGCCUGCUAGUUAGCUUAGCUUGUUAGCUGCUAACAAAGAGAGGCGGAAGUGAUCAAAACACAUCACUAAGUAGAGAUCAAGUGUGAGUGUAAAGUGUUGUGAUUGUGUGAAAAUGUGCCAAAGAACCACAGCAGAGUACGAGGAGGAACUUUGUCCAACAAAAGAGGAGAAGGAGCGACAACAUGAAAAACAUCAAGUUGUGUUACACAGAACAGACAUCCAUCAGCUGAUUGGACACCAAGAAGAAUGUCUCCCUCAUCUGCAGGGGGACAGUUUCACUUUAGAGUAUCCACAGCCUUCACAUUUUAAAGGGAACAAAGAUGAGCCACAGCCCUCUUAUUUCAAAGAGGAAGAGGAGGGAGAGUGUCCUGUAGGGCAGGAGGAGGCUGAUGUCAGCAAGUUUCCACUGACUGUUGUCUCUGUGAAGACUGAAGAGCAUGAAGACAAACCACCUGAGUCCUCACAGCUUCAUCACAGUCCAAACGUCGAAGAAGAACCUCUACCCCGUGAGCAGGAGGAACCACGGUCCCCCCACAUACGUGAGGAAGAAGAGGUACGACAUUCCCAACACAUUAAAGAGGGAGGAGAGGAGCCACAUCCCCCCCACAUUAAAGAGGAAGACGAGAUGUCACACACCCAUAAUGUUAAACUGACCCUUCACAUUAAAGGGCAAGCGGAGGACCCACUGAUCUUACACAUCAAAAAUGAAGAGGAGGACCCACUGACCCCUCACUUUAAGGAGCAAGAGAACCUGCUGACCCCUCACAUUAAAAAGGAAGAGGAGGACCAAGAGCCACCGCACAUUAGAGAGGAAGAGGAGGAAGAGGGCAUCAGUCAGCCUAAAUGGUUGGAGGAGUUCCCAGUGACUGGUGUCCCUGUGAAGAGUGAAGAUGAUGAGGUGAAAGGUGAAAGUGAGGAGAGGGGAGGGGGGGAGCCUCCAAGCAGCAGCUCAACACAACACAUGACAACAGAAGCUGAUGGAGACCACUGUGGAGGAUCACAAGCAGACAAGCUCUUAGCUCCACUAUCAGAUAGUGAGGACACAACGUCACACUCUCCUGACACUGAUGAUGAAGACUCUAAAGAUGAUAAGACAUGUCACACUGACAACACUCACCUCACAUCUUCUCACUGUCACAAAACUUUUAAAUACCAUAGUUAUCUGAAAGUACACGUGAGAACACACACUGGAGAAAAACCUUUUUCCUGUUCAAUCUGCGGUAAAGGUUUUACAGAAAGUCAACAUUUGAAAAGACACAUGCGAACACACACUGGAGAAAAACCUUUUUCCUGUUCAACCUGUGGUAAAGGUUUUACACAAAGUACAGAUGUGAAAGUACACAUGAGAACACACACUGGUGAAAAACCUUUUUCCUGUUCAACCUGUGGUAAAGGAUUUACACAAAGUACAGAUGUGAAAGUACACAUGAGAACACACACUGGUGAAAAACCGUUUCCUUGUUCAAUCUGUGGUAAAGGUUUUACACAAAGUCAGAGUUUGAAAAAACACGCUAGAACACACACUGGUGAAAAAUCACAUUCCUGCUGAAUCUGCAACAGAAGCUUUUGUUGACAAUCAACCCUUGUAGCACACAUGAGAAGACACCCAGGAGAGAAAGUGUUGAGUUGCAGUGUGUGUGGUGAAAGAUUGUCUUCUAAGUAGCAGUGUAAGAAACACAAGUGUGCUGGUGAGAACAGCAGCAGCAAAUGAAACUGCAGGAUUUGAAAUAAACUGUCAAGAUUUUCAUUUUGACUUUCUAACAACAUCAGCACAUAUAACAUGUGUGACAUUCAGAGGUGGGUAGAGUAGCCAGAAAUUGUACUCAAGUAAGAGUGCUGUUACUUUAAAGAUUUAUUACUCAAGUAAAAGUAAGGAGUAGUCACCCAAAUAUUUACUUGAGUAAAAGUAAAAAAGUAUGUUGUGAAAAAACUACUCAAGUACUGAGUAACUGAUGAGUAACCUGUUUGUUUAAUGAUUACGGCAACAAAUAAUGCACAAAAACAUAAAAAUAGCAAUGAGCAAAUUCAGAGCCAGGAAUAUCUCUUAAGCAACUAAAACAAUAAUAUGUAUUAAAUAAUAGUACAUUAAAAUAAAAUUUAAAAAAUGGCACAUUGAGCCACAAUAACUUAACAGCACCAUAGCCUCAGUAGGCAUUCAUUGAUUUGAUUGAUUGAUUGAUUGAUUGAUUUAUUGAUUGAUUGAAACUUGUAUUAGUAGAUUGCACAGUACAGUACAUAUUCUGUACAAUUGGCCACUAAAUGGUAACACCACAAUAAGUUUUUCAACGUUUAUCAAUUACUUAGUAAAUGACCAAGUCGAGGUGAUCUACCUCAUAUAUAUAUAUACAUACACACACAUAACAUUUAUACACACACAUAACAUUCAUACACACACAUAACAUUCAUACACACACAUAUUAUAUAUAUAUAUAAGUAAUAUGUAUAUAUGUAUAUAUAUACACAUUUAUAUAUACAGUAUAUAAUUUAUAUUUAUUUAUUUUGCCGUUUUUGUUGACAUGUUGAAGGUGUUUUAAUGAAUAUACAUGCAUGUUUAACAUAUAGAUUCCUAUCUUUCAUGAAGACAAGAAUAUAAGUUGGUGUAUUACCUGAUUCUGAUGACUUGCAUUGAUUGGAAUCAGACGUCCACGUUUUCAAAUGGAGGAGAAAAAAAGUUCCUCCUUCCUGUCUAAUACCACAUGAAAGUCGUUGGUUUUUGGCAUCUUAUUUGUCCAGCUUCCAUAUUCGUUUUUAUACACUUGACAAGAAAUACAUUGGCGGCAAACUCCGUAGCUUGCUAGCUUGUUUGUGCUGGCUUUC